This is a messenger RNA of Megalopta genalis, 3662 nucleotides long. RefSeq lists its product as uncharacterized. Lineage: Eukaryota; Metazoa; Arthropoda; Insecta; Hymenoptera; Halictidae. The record is from RefSeq and is a predicted model, not a curated record.
ACCGAUUCAAGAGACGCGAAUGAUGUACAUGUAUAUCUCGUUGCUCGCGACCGGCGCAUGUCUGAGCGGUUCGAAGUGUAUAGGGAAUAUCGCUAUGAAUGAAUAUUUUGUUUCUGGAAGACGGUAACUACAACGACAUCAGCGCCCUUACGCAUUCGCGCUCUCGUUCAUAUCGUUUGCCAUCAAAGUGAAUCACCGGUGAAUAGAAGAUCCACGGUCGCGGUAGUGUGCACUCGCGUCGCCGAACAAUUUGGCACACGGCUACGUUCUUCCCCGAAAACAUCGAAAGACCCGAUCCAAUUAGGAUAAAGGUUGUUCCACGCAUCGUUUCCCGGACCGCGCGCGCUUGCGUUCACGAUUCCGUCGUGAACUCUUGAGUGGCGCGUUUUACAUGGCGUCCCGAAUGGUGUCUACACCGAGACUCCGGCUAGACUGACACACCGGUUUCGAGUGGCUCGCAGGGCAAGACUCUAAACACCAUGGGUAAGACGCCAAAGAAGGCGGCCCCUGGGGGCGAUGAGAGGAAUUUGUACGAUCGGAGGCUGCUCAAAGCGACGACCGCGGCGUCAAAAACCUCUGAAACGCACUUGCACAACAGACAACGCGAAUCCGAGAAUCCGAACAGGUCUAAGUCGAGCACAGCACAGAAAAAAAUACCUACCGGUCACAGAGACUUUACGAGUAAAAUUAGCAAGCCGUCUAAGUUGGUUUCGAAGCGUCCUGUGAGGCAAGUUGUCACGCCAUUGGGAUCCUUACAGGAGAAGAAGCUACCUGUCAAGAACAAAAGCAAAGAGAUCAUCUUAAAGAUGCAGCCGGAGUCGGAGGAGGCUGAGAUUAAACUGGAUGAGGCUUCGGGGAAUAAAAGCACGAAGCAAGAGCCUUUCAAGGAGACUCAGAACUCUACGGAGAAGCAUGGCGAGCAUGCUGCUUCGGAACCUGUUCAGACCAGCUCCAAGGGAGAGGAGCAGCCGAACGGAGAGUCUGAGAAGGAGCAAACAGAGCCAGGAAAGAAGGACGAGAAAACGAACAAUUCUGCGGAGACAAAGAUGGUAGAGGAGCAUGAAGAACGCGAGGAGAACGAGGGGAACGAUAUAAAGUUGACCUUCGAUAACGACGAGAGCUCCGUGAAGCCUUUAGAGGAGAAGCCUAACGGGGACCCGAAGGACAACGAGAGCGACGAACCGAAGGGCAAGGAGAACGAGGAGGUUCGAAUAGAAACGGAAACAAAUGUGCAGGAGAACGACGGGAUUCAAAGCGAAUCGCUGAACGACACAGAAAACACCACCGUAGAGACUGCGGAGUCUUCUAGGUCGGAGUUGUCAGAAGUAGUUGCGAGUACAUCAUCGAACGAUGCCAGAAAGGAUAAAGAGAAAGAGGAGUUGACGACCCAGAAGGACGAGCCGUUCAUUUCGUACGACCCCACGAUACUGUUGAAAGACGUCCAGAUCAAAUUGAACGACUGCAUGAAGGAGAACCCGAAACUGCAGGAAACAACUAGAAUGGAUCAGGAGGACGAGGAGGAACAGGAGCGAGAGAUGCCGACGAGACCUUAUCAGAAUAUGUCCUUCGGCAAGACGCUGAGGAAUAUCACCGGCAGACGAUCUCUCAGCAGAAUGCGACACGUAACGAUACGCGAACAAAGAUAUUCGCCGAACAACUCGAUGUUCGUCAACACUUCCGGUUCGUCGUUUAUGCCCGACGAGACCGAGGACUUCAAGAUCGUGCGGUACAGCACAGGCGUGUCCGAAACGAUUUCCGCGAGCAACGGCAGUUCGAUGGAAAAGAAACGAAAGCACGAGUUCAACGAGGACUGGAGCAGUAAGAAACAAAAGAUCGACACAGAGAACAGUUUGUUGAACACCUCUAUCAGCAUACUGAAGGGCUUACGUAGGCCCAUACAAGCGUCCACGCCUGUCGCCGAGCUCAAGUUCCAAGGCGAUAAGCUGGAUUUAUCCGACGACGAGCGCGAUAAGUUGGCGAACGACCAAGCCACCAAGGUACGAUGGUGUACGGUCAUGUAAAUUACCUCAGAGAUUUUAUACACCUGCGUACACUCUUUUUCUUUUUUUGCACGCAAGGAAAGCGGCCCUCGUGCCAUGCCAUUUGUAGUCAUAAGUAUGUGUGGUUGCGACCACAUUGUCGAUUUGAAACAUUUCAAACUUUCGAUUUGAUUCAGCCCGGAAUAAAAUCGGUUCUUGAUCUCUGGAAUCACGAAGCCUUGCGGAAAGACAUUACUAUAUUAAUCAUUUCGUUUUUUAAACUUUAACUUUAAAUACGCGGUCUCGCUGUACAGUCUUAAGAAUGUUCGUGGAAAUUUUCGUUGUUACGAGUUGAUUUUGAUGAACAAUAAACGAAAGCUUCUACAAUGUUACGAAUUCCUAGGAAAUUAGACUGAAUACUACGCCGAGUUUUAUCACACGAUUAUCGGUUUAACCCUCGGGCGCGGCGGUCGUUUAAUUUAUUCUGUAUUCAGAAUAUCAUAAAGAUACGUUUCGAUCGAACCGAUAAAACAAAAUUGUAUGUGGUCCAAAUCAUCGUCAAUUGUGUAAUUGUCGAGAGAAGUUCUGCCUAUCGAGGGUUAAAGUACAAAAAUCCUUCGAGAAUAUAUUUUAUACGAACGACGGGACGCAGUUGUAGAAGCGUUCGAGUAAUCGAUCGUUCGAAUUCAUUGUCCAUGUUUUUGUCACCCUUUCGUCGUGUGCACUUUAUUCAAGCAAAUUUCAUUCUACCGAUUCCCGAUAAGCGAUUACAGCUGAAUUCUACAUCGCAGAACAGAUUACUUCCUCUCGAAUCGUUUCGCGUCGCUAGGGAUCGUUUAAUUUUCUUCACGUUAAAAAUGUAUACUGAUAUAUAUAUUUUUUAUAGAACUCUAUAAGCAUGUCCUAGAACAUUUUUCUAUCGGGAAGCUAGAGAGAAAAAGAAGGGAGUAGAAAGAACGAGGGGGGAGGGAAGAGAGAGAGAGAGAGAUUGAUUUAUUGUUUCGAGGGUAUUGUAAAGAUUUAUAUUUACCCUGACCGUAGAGCUUGCUUCUCUCGUUGCGCAGACACGACACUUUUUUUUUCUUUUUCCUUUGUUUUUUUUUACUACGUAUUUAUAAUAGGGUAAAUCGUUGCGGAAUAUAACUCGCGCGUUAUCGAGCGGCGAUAACAUUUUUCUUCUGGUCGACCGUUCGCAGAUACGAUUUUUUGGUGUCCGGAUUCGAACACGAAGACUGAACGACAUGGAAGACGACCAGGGAGAGGGAGAGAGAUAAAGAGAGAGAGAGAGAUAGAAAGAGAAAAAAAGAGAAAGAGAGUAUUAAAAUGUAUCGAUUAAGUUAGAAUAAAACAAAGUAAAUGCGACAUGCUCGGUAGAGUCGUAUUUCCACCAAAGUCGUUCUCCCAUGUUGCGAGUAGCCCCAUUUAGUUGACGUUUUUAUUGCCAGCACUUUUACCGAGUAUCCUGUAAGCUCUCUAGGAACAGCUCUCGCUCCGGACAGGAGGGAAAACUUAAGCGAUUUUCAUCGAUCGAGCCUUAAUGCGAUCCCGGCGAACCAUUAAUAAUAGCUGUGGGGAUCCACUUGUUUAUACUUGUUACGAUUGAACGGAGGAGAGUUGGGAACACGAUGUAUGAAUAAUGUAUAUAGAAAAUGAGAUUUAUAAUAAAUCUUGAAAACCCGAGAA